Molecule: messenger RNA, 1939 nt
Organism: Gymnodraco acuticeps
Lineage: Eukaryota; Metazoa; Chordata; Actinopteri; Perciformes; Bathydraconidae
Exons: 2
Coding region: 1-1650 (549 amino acids)
Biological process (GO): proteolysis
Molecular function (GO): aspartic-type endopeptidase activity
Source: RefSeq, a predicted model, not a curated record
AUGUGGAACCAAGCCCGAAGACUCCCCAAACAAACCACAGCUUUAUUGCCACCGACUCAGACAUCCGCGGAGGGAGCCCGACAUCACAGCAGGGGGAGCCAGACUCUACGCCCUCCUGAAAAAGAUGACAGCACCGGAGUGGAGCCUGUCGUCGCGGUGGGCCGUGCUGGUGGGGACUCCUGCUAUGUCCCUGUCGAGGUGGAGGGGGUGCCCUGCGAUGCACUGGUGGACACAGGCUCUACAAUAACCCUGGUGAGAGCAGAGGUGUUGCCCAGUGGGACUAUGUUCGAGCCAACAGCGGUGCGUCUGCGCACAGUCACCGGAGAGUUGGCGGCUAUGAAAGGAAGAGGAGUGCUGUCUGUGUCGGUGGGGGGAGUGGAAGUGCGGCACCCCGUGUGGAUAGCGGAUGUACAGGACCUGUGCAUUCUGGGUUUGGACUUUCUGAAGGCGACGGGCUGCCUCCUGGAUCUUCAAGCCGGACAAUUCCCCACCUGUCACCCCCGGGCUGCGCCACCCGAGCACAGCCCCCCCCCAAGUACCCCAGACGGAGGUAGAAGAGGCUCGGUCUGCAGUAUUGGAGGUGUGGAGGAAGAACUGUGGCGGCCUGAAUCCCGAGCAGCAGGAGCAAUUGGGGCAGCUCCUGCUAGAGUUCCAGAGCAGUUUCGCCAUGAAGGAGGAGGAGGUGGGCCGAACACAUCUGGUGGAACACGAGAUCGAUACGGGGGACUCGCGGCCCAUCAGGUGUCGCCCGCGGCGACUCCCCCUGGCUCGUCAGCAGGCUUGCGACGAGGCAGUGCAGAGCAUGCUGCAGGCAGACAUCAUCGAGCCCUCAGACAGACGGUAGUCAUGGUCCCGAAGAAGACAGGGGGCUGGCGGCUAUGCUCAGACUACAGACCGGUGAACGGGGUCACCAAGAAGGAUUCAUACCCCCUUCCCCGCAUCGAUGAGUCCCUGGACCUGGUCGCAGGGUCGUCGUGGUUCUCUUCCUUGGACCUCCGCAGCGGGUAUUACCAAGUCCCUCUUGCCCCGGAGGCCAGACCAAAAACGGCUUUCUGCACCGGCCGAGGACUAUGGCAGUUCAAGGUCCUCAGUUUUGGGCUGUGUAAUGCCCCGGCCACCUUCGUGCGGUUGAUGGACAGGGUGCUGUCUGGGAUUCCCCGCCAACAGUGUUUGGUUUACCUGGACGAUAUCCUGGUGCAUGGCAGCUCGUUUGAGGCGGCCCUAGGAUCGCUAAAAGUGGUGCUGGAGAGGAUCAGAGCCGCUGGGUUGAAGCUACAUCCAGAUAAGUGCCAUUUCCUACAGAGAGAGGUCACCUUCCUGGGCCACAAAGUGGGGGGGGAGGGCAUCGGCACCCUGCACGAGAAAGUGCAGGCGGUCACAGGCUGGCCAAAUCCUCGCAACCAGAAACAGCUGAAGAGUUUCCUGGGCCUGGCCUCGUACUACAGGAAGUUUUUACGGGGUUUUGCCUGCAUUGCCGCACCCCUGUUCCAGCUGCUGCAGAAGGACAGGGAGUUCCUGUGGUCUGAACAAUGUCAAGCAGCGUUUGACGGCCUUCGGCGUGCCCUGAGCGAAGCCCCGGUUCUCGUCCCAGCCAACCCCCGGCUGCCGUUCACCCUGGACACCGACGCUAGCGGCGUUGGGGUAGGCUGAGUGCUAUCCCAGACUACACCAGAGGGGGAGCGGGUGGUGGCAUACUUCAGCCGGGCGUUCAACAAAGCGGAGCAUCUGCCCCUGGUGCUCAUGGCAUGUCGGUCUUCAGUCCAGGAGUCAUCAGCCUGUUCGCCGGCCCUCCUCAUGCUGGGGAGAGAGCUUCGAACCCCUGCAGUGUUGGCGUUUGGUCGGCCACCAGAUUCCCUGGACACGCCUCCUGGUCCUGAGUACGCAAGGAGGCUGCAGGACCGGCUUGAGUCCGCUCAUGCCUUUGCCCGCGAGCAGCAGA